UUUAUAUUGUUGUGUUAUGUUACAGAACUAUUUAUAUUGUUUUGUUCUGUUACAGGACUAUUUAUAUUGUUGUGUCCUGUUACAGGACUAUUUAUAUUGUUGUGUUCUGUUACAGGACUAUUUAUAUUAUUGUGUUCUGUUACAGGACUAUUUAUAUUGUUGUGUUUUGUUACAGGACUAUUUAUAUUGUUGUGUUCUGUUACAGGACUAUUUAUAUUGUUGUGUUCUGUUACAGGGUUAUUUAUAUUAUUGUGUUCUGUUACAGGACUAUUUAUAUUGUUGUGUUCUGACUAUUUAUUUUAUUGUUCUGUUACAGGACUAUUUAUAUUGUUGUGUUCUGUUACAGAACUAUUUAUAUUGUUGUGUUCUGUUACAGGGCUAUUUAUAUUGUUUUGUUCUGUUACAGGACUAAUUAUAUUGUUGUGUUUUGUUACAGGACUAUUUAUAUUGUUGUGUUCUGUUACAGGACUAUUUAUAUUGUUGUGA
Molecule: messenger RNA, 486 nt
Organism: Lottia gigantea (owl limpet)
Lineage: Eukaryota; Metazoa; Mollusca; Gastropoda; Lottiidae
Exons: 2
Source: RefSeq, a predicted model, not a curated record